Pieris macdunnoughi is the source of this 2076-nucleotide messenger RNA. The record is from the annotation of a GenBank genome assembly. Lineage: Eukaryota; Metazoa; Arthropoda; Insecta; Lepidoptera; Pieridae.
AUGGGUGUUCCGAAGUUUUUCAGAUAUACCAGUGAAAGGUACCCUUGUCUAAAUGAGUUGGUGAAGCAAUAUCAGAUCCCCGACUUUGACAACAUGUAUUUGGAUAUGAAUGGCAUUAUACACAACUGCUCACAUCCUGAUGACUCAAAUCCACAUUUUCGAAUCACAGAAGAGAAAAUAUUUAAGGAUAUUUUUCAUUAUUUAAGUGUUUUAUUUCAAAUUAUAAAGCCCAAGAAGCUGUUCUUCAUGGCUAUUGAUGGUGUUGCUCCAAGGGCCAAAAUGAAUCAGCAGAGGGGUCGACGAUUCCGAUCUGCAAGGGAAGCAGAAGAAUUAGAAGCUCAGGCUAAGGCUAAAGGAGAAGUGCUGCCCACUGAAAAGAGGUUUGACAGUAACUGUAUUACACCAGGAACUGUUUUUAUGGCAAGGCUUCAUGAACAGUUGAAAUAUUUUGUAAAAAUGAAGAUUACCCAGGAUCCAUUAUGGUCAAAAGUUAAAGUGAUUUUAUCUGGUCAUGAGACUCCCGGAGAGGGUGAACAUAAGAUUAUGGAUUAUAUUCGUUGGGCUCGUUCUCAACCAGACUAUGACCCAAACACCCGCCAUUGUUUGUAUGGUCUUGAUGCCGAUCUCAUUAUGUUAGGAAUGUGUACUCAUGAACCACACUUUGCUUUACUAAGAGAAGAGGUAAAAUUUGGCAAAACAACCCAAAGAGCGACCAGCCCAGAAGAGACCAACUUCUACCUUUUGCAUUUAUCUUUACUCCGAGAGUACUUAGAACAAGAAUUCAUAUCUAUAAAAGAAAAUCUUCCAUUUAAAUAUGACAUUGAGAAGAUUGUUGAUGAUUGGGUUUUAAUGGGAUUUUUGGUUGGAAAUGAUUUUAUUCCCAACUUACCGAAUAUGCAUAUAAGUAAUGAUGCAUUGCCGCUAUUGUAUAAGACGUAUAUGACUGUUCUACCGACUUUAGAUGGAUAUAUAAAUGAAGCUGGUGACCUGAACCUAGCUAGGUUUGAAGUUUUCAUGCAAGAGUUGGCUAAAAUAGACAAAGAGAAGUUUCAAGACACUUAUGCAGACCUGAAAUAUUUUGAAAUGAAAACUGGAAGACGGCCUAAUGCUAAUGAGAGAAAAGAUUACAAACCGAACAAUGAUGAUACGUUCAACGUAAACAUAGACGAUAUAAAGGCAAACAAACCAGAUGAUGAAUUACAAGCUCUCAUCAAUGCUACACAGGAAAUGUUCAUGGACGACGUCGCAGUUGAUGAUGAUGAUGAAUAUGAAGAAACUAGUGAUGAGGAGGCAACUAUUGAAAUGGAGUUCAUAUUACACAAAAAGGACUAUUAUAUGAACAAAUUGGAUUAUUCUAAAGUUACUGAUGAAGUACUAGCGGACCAAGCCGAGGGCUAUGUGCGUGCAAUACAAUGGAACUUAUUCUAUUACUAUAAGGGGUGUCCUUCCUGGUGCUGGUAUUAUCCGCACCACUACGCACCAUAUAUAUCAGAUAUUAAGGGGUUCAAGGAUUUGAAAAUUGAGUUUGAGUUGGGCGAUCCGUUCAAACCAUUUGAACAGCUGUUGGCAGUAUUACCAGCAGCCAGUAAGCAUCUCCUACCGACUCCAUUCCAUGACCUGAUGACGGAUGAGGAUUCACCUAUUGUACAUUACUACCCAAUACAUUUUGAAACAGAUCUGAAUGGAAAGAAGAACGAUUGGGAGGCUGUUGUCUUGAUACCAUUUAUUGACGAGGUCAAUCUCUUAUCAGCAAUGUCGCCCUGUUAUCAGCGUUUGACGGAAGAAGAGCUCAAGCGUAAUAUGCACGGACCUAUGCUCGUAUAUAACUGGAGUUCUACACCUGUAGGUACAGCUCAAGCGCCUGACUUUUUCCCACCGAUAUCCUGUCAUGCAAUAGAACAGGCAGUAUUCCGGACAGAACUGGAAGUGAGCGAAGAGAACCUAAAAAGAGGAAUGUUGCCAAAUGCGCAGAGGGAUCUCUUGUUCCCCCGGAUUCCCUACGAUGCGCCACUUGAAGUAUCAGACGCAACUAAGAAAAUGCAAGGUCAAAGUAUUCGACCAGCCUUCGCGCAAUGA